AUGGAGAAAGUGAAAAAGGUAUCAUCUUUCAAUCUCUCUUCUCUACUUCGCCAGCAAAAAGAUGCUAAAAUCGCCCUUCAACUCUUCCUUAAUCCUAAUCCCAGCCAUGGAAGCAACAAAACUACUAAACCCUUUCGUUAUUCUCCACUCUGUUAUGAUCUCAUCAUCUGCAAGCUCGGCAGAGCUAAACUCUUUCAAGAAAUGGAAAAAAUCAUCGAUAAAUUGAGACAGGACACUCGAGUUUCUCUCAACGAAGUUGUUUUCUGCAAUGUUAUUUCUUUCUAUGCAAGAGCACAUUUACCUGAUAAGGCUCUUCAUAUGUUUAAUGAAAUACCCUCUUUUCGCUGCUAUAGAAGUAUAAAAUCUGUUAAUAGCUUGUUGAAUGCACUUUUAGCUUGUAAAGAAUACAGCAAGAUUGGUGAAAUGUUAAACAACUUUGAAAAUUACGCAACCCCAGAUGUUUGUACGUUUAAUAUAUUGAUGAAUGCGUGUUGUUUGUGUGGUGAUUUGGGUGGUGCACGGGAGGUGUUUGAUGAAAUGUGUGAGAGAGGAAUUCAGCCAAAUGUGGUGACUUUUGGGACGUUGAUUAAUGGGCUUUGUGUGAAUCGAGAAAUUAACGAGGCGUUUAGGGUGAAAAAGAUUAUGGAGAGAGAUUUUAAGUUGAAGCCUAAUGCUUUCGUGUAUGUUGCGUUGAUUAAAGGACUUUGUAAGGUUGAUGAUUUGGAUGCGGCAGUUAAGAUGAAGGAGGAAAUGUUGAGAAAGAAAGUGGAAUUGGAUUCAGCUGUGUAUUCUACUUUGAUUAGUGCGUAUUUUAGGGUUGGUCGAGGGGAUGAAGUUAAUGGUUUGUUGACCGAGAUGGAAAUGAAUGGAUGCAAAUGUGAUACGGUUACUUUCAAUGCAUUAAUGCAUGGUUAUUGUCAGGAGAAAGACUUUGAUUCUGCAUUUAAGGUUCUGGAUGAGAUGGAAGGGAAGGGGUGUAAACCUGAUGUGAUUAGUUGCAAUGUGAUAAUUCGGGGCCUUUGUGAUGACGGGAAAUUAAGAGAAGCUAGUGAACUCUUGGAUGAUAUGCCAAGACGAAGGUGUAAACCCGAUGUGGUAAGUUAUAGGAUAUAUCUUGACGGGCUCUGUAAAGCGAAGCAGUUUAAGGAAGCUGCAGUUAUAUUACAUGAGAUGGUUUUCAAAGGAUAUAUUCCUCGUGAUACAAGUUUGUGUAAGUUAUUCGACGGGCUAAUUCAAGAAGGAGAUAAAGAAUCAUUACUGAGAGCUCUGGAUAAUAUGGCCUCUGUAAAUUGUAUUAGUAAAGAAGUGUGGGAAAUGGUCAUUUCCAUGAUGUGCCAACAAGAUAACUUGUCUAGUGCAUCUGCUCUAGUAGGAAUGCUAACGAACGAUGGAGUAAACAAAUUCUCCUUGUAA
This is a messenger RNA of Solanum pennellii, 1413 nucleotides long. RefSeq names its product putative pentatricopeptide repeat-containing protein At1g53330. The record is from RefSeq and is a predicted model, not a curated record. The transcript has a single exon. Lineage: Eukaryota; Viridiplantae; Streptophyta; Magnoliopsida; Solanales; Solanaceae. Bases 1 to 1413 code for a protein of 470 amino acids. Gene Ontology annotation, molecular function: protein binding.